Tyto alba (common barn owl) is the source of this 4574-nucleotide messenger RNA. RefSeq names its product BCAR3 adaptor protein, NSP family member (gene BCAR3). Gene Ontology annotation, biological process: positive regulation of peptidyl-serine phosphorylation; small GTPase-mediated signal transduction. Gene Ontology annotation, molecular function: guanyl-nucleotide exchange factor activity; phosphotyrosine residue binding. The record is from RefSeq and is a predicted model, not a curated record. Bases 410 to 2896 code for a protein of 828 amino acids. NCBI's taxonomy places the organism in Eukaryota, Metazoa, Chordata, Aves, Strigiformes, Tytonidae. The transcript is spliced from 13 exons.
CCUCCUCCCACUGCCCCGGGGGCCGGCGGCCCGCGGCCCCGCUCGCCGCCGCCCCACGGCGAGGCAACUACCUUCACGUCGCCGGGGCCUGGCGGGGGCUCGAGCGGAGCCGGCCGGGUCGCGGCGCCGCUCGGUGGAGGACGGGGCCGUUGUCCCCGCCCGCUCCCAGCCUUCCCCGCUCCUCGCCAGGCAGGCCGGGAGGCGGGCCCACGGAGCCUCGCCGGUGGGUGGCGACCGCCGGGAAGCGCCAGGUCGGCCCACCGGAUUGCUCCGGCCUUGAGAGUUGAAGGCAUUGUGAGGUGAGGGAAUAGGCAAUGAAGUAUCUACCCAUUUCUAACUGUCUGACUCAGCUUGGUCUAUCAGGAUAUUGCAUGCUCUUUGAACAGUGUGAUGCCAUAGAGAUCCAAAAAUGAUAGCUGCAGGAAAAUUUUCAAGUCUUCCCAGAAAUGGCCCAGUGAACCACCAGUUCUCAUUAGCUUCUUCCAUGGACCUUUUGACCACUAAACCUUCACCAACUGAGCAUCGCUCAAACUCCUUUCAAGACAUCUCUAUCCAUGGCACUCUCCCCAGGAAGAAGAAGGGGUCAGUUCCCACUAGGUCUUGUGAUAUGUUUAGCCACAUGGGAACAUUGCCAUACACCAGAACACACUGGCAGCAACCACCUUUUGUACAGGAUGUUAUAGAAGAGUACCCUCCACAAAAUGGGAAGAGCAGCAAACACCAUGCCAGAGAUCAGAAUGUUCUGGACCCUACUUUGGAAUAUGUUAAGUUCUCUAGGGAGAGGCAAGUUAUGGACAACAGCCCAGAAAAGCUGAAGAAGGAGUUAGAGGAAGAACUGCAGCUAAGUAGUGAAGAUUUGCGUAGCCAUGCCUGGUACCAUGGACGUAUUCCUCGGCAGGUGGCUGAAGGCCUAGUUCAGAGAGAUGGAGAUUUUCUGAUUAGGGAUUCUCUCUCCAGUCCUGGGAACUUUGUUCUUACCUGUCAGUGGAAAAACACUUCUCAGCAUUUUAAAAUCAACAGAACAGUUCUAAGACUCAAUGAAGCUUACUGCCGUGUUCAGUAUCAGUUUGAACUUGAAAGUUUCGACAGUAUCCCCGGCUUAGUUAGAUACUAUGUUGGGAAUCGCACACCAAUAUCAAAGCAGAGCGGAGCAAUCAUUUUUCAGCCUAUCAACAGGACUGUGCCUCUCAGGUGUCUAGAAGAAAAGUAUGGUGUAACUCCAGUCCGACAAAAAGAGAUAAGUAUUCCUGAAGGAAAACCAGAAACUGCAAAAAGGCUGAGUCUUGGUAUAUCCAGCAUGCAAUCCCUGGAGCAGAGUAUACCCAGAGGAAAUCUUCUGAGAAACAAAGAAAAAAGUGGUAGCCAGCCAGCUAGUUUGGAUCAUGUUCUGGAGAAAAGGUUCCCCUUAAAGGCUCACCAGUCAGAGAGCUAUCUGCUAAUAGGUUCAAGACACCCAUCUCGAUUACCUGAAGGAGAUGCAGACUCCUGCCCAAGCUCUCCUGCGUUUAGAACAGGAAGUGAACCUUCUCUAAGCCCCACAGUUGUUCAGAAAGUCAUCUCUGAGUCACAAGUAGGGGAAGCUCUUAGAGGAUCAGACAGCCAGCUCUGUCCAAAGCCCCCACCAAAACCCAGCAAAGCACCCCUCAUGAAGCCCCCAGAUUCUCCUUCGGUUUCCCAUAGGUCAGAAGGACACUACUGUGAACUAAGCCCUGCCAGAGAUCCUGCUGCAACAAAACAACAUUUGUGUCAGAAAAGCAGCUAUGUGGAACAUCUGUCACAAAAGGAGAGGGGAACCCACUCUUUCAGGAAUUCCGAAACAAACUAUUUGAUCCUGGAAGAUGACCCUACAAUGAACACUGCAAAUUCUUUAGAAGCUUCAACUGAGAUGGCUGAAGAAGACAGUAUCUUCUCUGCACCUGUUCUUGAGACGGUGUCUAGUUUUAAACCAAAUGAUUUUGAAUCCAGACUACUUCCUCCUGAAAAUAAGCCAUUGGAAAUGUCAAUGUUAAGAAGAGUUAAGGAGCUUUUCACCAACAACCAGCCAAAGAUUAUUGCACAGCAUAUUCUUAGAAUGGACUGCAAGGUGGUGAGGAUACUAGAUGUUUCUGAAGAGAUGAGGAGGAUUAUGGGUGUGAACUCUGGUCUUGAACUGAUUACUUUGCCUUACGGACAUCAACUGCGCCUUGACCUAAUUGAAAGGCACAAUACCAUGGCAAUUGGAAUAGCUGUGGAUAUCCUGGGUUGUACAGGAAAUCUAGAAGAUAGAGCAGCAACAUUAAACAGGAUCAUCCAAGUCGCAGUGGAGCUGAAAGACUCACUGGGAGAUUUGUAUGCAUUUUCUGCCAUUAUGAAAGCACUUGAAAUGCCACAGGUCACUAGGUUAGAACAAACCUGGACCUCUCUAAGACAUCAUUAUACCCAGACUGCCAUUAUGUAUGAAAAACAGCUGAAGCCAUUUAGCAAAGCUCUGCAUGAAGGACAAGAAGAGUGGAAUAAGACUCUCAGUGCUCCACAGAACAACGUGACAGUGCCACUGCUGAUGCCUCUCAUUACCUUGAUGGAACGACAGGCUGUUGUUUUUGAAGGCGUGGACCUGUGGGAAAGCAGUGACCAAAGCUGCGAAAUAAUGCUGAAGCACUUGGCCACAGCUCGUCAGAUAGCGCAGAAUGCAGAAAUGUACAGCUUGACUGCAGAACGGAUGCUGGAAGGUUUCCAGCCAGAUGAAGAGAUGAGUGAAAUCUUCAAGACAGAAUUUCAAAUGAGAUUGCUUUGGGGCAGCAAAGGAGCACAAGUUAAUCAAAAUGAAAGAUAUGAGAAAUUCAGCCAGAUUUUAACUGCACUUUCCCGAAAACUGGAACCUCCUCCUGUGAAACACGUGGAACAAUUAAGUAUAUAAGACGCUGUAAACACUGUUUUAAUGAUAUACUUGAAAUAACCUUAGCUUUCUUUUGGCAGUUGGAUACUGCAAACGUCUUGCUUAGUUCUUGUUUAGAACUUUUAGCUGCACAAUGCACACUUGUUUUAAAACUACUGAUUUCUACACCAAUUAUUUAUUUACUAUGUCACCGAGUCAUUUAAUAAUCCCUUUAAAUUUAGGUUAUCUCUGUAAGAUAGUUUUUCAGCUUCCUCUAUUUCCACAGAGUCGCAAUGUUUUGAUAAUGCCUAGAAGUGCAGGCAUUGGCAUCUUAAUACUAAAAUGAAGCAAAUAGUGUAAAUAAAACAAUAGAUUAAGUAUGUGACAUGGUAGAUAAUUUGUUGUAUAGUAUUUCUUUAAUGAAUAUAAAACACUGUACAUAGAAGUGUGAAUUAAAAUGUAUCUUUAUGCAAAAUAAUCUGCAUAGUUGCAAAUUGCAGAAACUGCAGGUUGCAGAAAUGAUUUCGUACCUGUGACCACAACAGAAGGCUCAAAUAUCACUGCACCUAUGAAAGUAGGAAAUAGUUGUACGUGUGUUGGGACAACUUCUUUUUUUCAAGACAGCAUCUGUAGUACUUUGGCUUAUGCUGAAGCAUGAAAAACAGCUAUGCUGCCAGGAAUGAAUAAUGAAAUGGCAAGAAAAAACAAUGCAGAUAAUUAAAAUGCUUUCAGCUAGGAGUAAAUGUGGGUGUACGUAUGUAUCGAGCUUGCUUCAUUUACUGAGGUGAAUCACUUGGGUAAGUAGUAUUUUUUUUUCCUUGGAUGAGGGGGCAAAGCAUAAGUUGUUAGCACUUUCCGUAGGAAAUCAGUGUGCAUGGUUUUUAUAUGAAGAGUGCUUUAGCAGCAAAUUCUACUUUGUCACAUACAGAAUUUGUGUAUAAGCAUUAUCCUCAGGAGUUGUAUAAAUACUGAGACAAGAACGAUGGUUAGAGCUGCAUAUGCUUGUUGUCACUGAGCCUAGUUCUGGCGUGAGAUGUUAGUUACAGCAUCUGAAAGUACUUGACUAGUCUAACAACACAACCCCCACCCAAAGGGCAUUUUCUGUUCUCCCCAUCUACGCUGAGAGCAGAGGUUCUAGCACCCUAAGGAGAGGUGGUGAGACACCUCAUGCUGGAAAAUCUCCCUGUCAAUCUUAACAGAAGACAAAGGGGGAAGCUAGCGAUUUAGACCAUGAAAAGAUUUUUUUUUUAUUCCAUGAAAAUAUUCUCAACAGAGAACACUAUUUUUAAACAAAGCAUUUAACAUUUAGGAAAUCAACAUGUGCACAAAAAAGGAUUAAAAAUUACUGGAAAAUGUAAGAUUCUUUAAGACAAGUCACGUUCAGAAUUUUAGAAUUAAGUGAUUUAUAACUAGCUGUGCAAGUACAAAUGUGUUUUUCCUAUGUUUAAUAACACUCAUACAAGUUGCACUAUCCCUCAUGAAAGCAACCUGCCUCCGAAGGAAGCAAAUCCUGGUUUUAAAAAACAAACAGUAGCAUGGAAGGAACAUUUAGUCCUUUACCAGGAAGUGUUAUUACUGACCUGCAAGGCUGUUAAGCCAGGCAAACUACAGGCCCUUUAGCAGAAAAUACACAGAUCACAUUUCCUCCUUUUCUCUAACUUCAAAAUAAAAAACCCACUAGUUUUAAAAAAACAAAACAAAAUGAAAAACCAACCAAAAA